Messenger RNA from Fomitopsis serialis, 815 nucleotides. RefSeq lists its product as uncharacterized. Bases 225 to 815 code for a protein of 196 amino acids. The transcript has a single exon. The record is from RefSeq and is a predicted model, not a curated record. NCBI's taxonomy places the organism in Eukaryota, Fungi, Basidiomycota, Agaricomycetes, Polyporales, Fomitopsidaceae.
GGAGGCUGCCAUGGGAGUCUCCCUGCUCCUGCCAGCCUGGGCCCUGUGGCUGGCGGGGCGAUGCAGCCAGCCAGUUCCAGUUCAACCACCAGCUCCGUCUGUGGCUGGCAAACACAACACGGCCAGCCGCCCAGUUCUUCUAUCAUAUUCUGAGGUGCCAACCGCCUCACGUCGACUCCCCCCCUGCUUCCUGCGCACUCAACCGGCUUCUCACCCGAGCGAAGAUGUCGCAACUCCCAACCUGCGUCGCUCAAGCACAUCAAGGCCCAUCGCGCGGCGCGGGUCGUACUAGUGGACAGAAGCGCCGGCAAUGCAUGACAUCCAAGUCUAUCCAGCGAGCUAUCGACCGGAUUGCGGUCGCUUUCAUGGCAUCCAUGGUCUUCUUCGUGUUCUACGCAUUAUCAGCUCAAGUAUUUGGGACUUCGCCGCCAACCGCAACGCACGGCGUCCACCCAAUUCCCGCCGCAGACCUCCAAGCUAGCUCACGCCCAAGUGGACGCUGGGAACUCUGGCAGAAGGCGCUGGUUGAUGCAGAUGUCCUCUCCGACGUUUUCGAGUCACUAUUCGACAUAUCCGGGCUACUGGACCUAGAUGAGGACGCGCCGCACUUCGAACUGCGAAGAAGAGAGCUCGCACCGGAUGACUCGCCUCAGCAGCAGCUUCACUUCACCGUCGACUCAGCGCAAGACGACGCCCUUGGUCGCGACGUGGCAACGAAUCCCGAAGGCCUCGUAGGCGCGUUCCGUGCCUUGUCGCAAGCACAGAGGGAGGAGGCCCAACGCCGAGUUGGAAGCAAGUCGAGGCAACGCGUCUAG